AUGAAGUUCGGCCGCAAUCUGUCACAAUUCACCGUUCCCGAGUGGAGCACCUCAUACAUCAAAUACAAGUCCCUGAAGCAGCUGAUCAAGUCCGCCGCCGAGCAAAUCAAAGCGGGACAGGAAGCUGAUCUGGCUGGCUUCUUUUAUUCUCUCGACCGAAAUGUUGAAGAUGUCGAUUACUUUUACAACAAGAAGUAUGCCGAGUUCGCCCGCCGAUUAAAACUCCUCGAGGAACGAUAUGGAUAUUCGAUGGAAGGUCGCCACCCUCUAGAACCCGAGGACCGCCAUGACCUCCGCGAGGCCCUGUUGGAUUUGCGGUAUCAUUUCCGCCGCUUACAAUGGUAUGGCGAAGUCAAUCGCCGAGGGUUCAUCAAGAUUACCAAGAAAUUGGAUAAGAAGGUUGGCGCACAGGCCCAAAAACGGUAUCUGGAGACCAAGGUCGAUCCCACUCCGUUUGCUUCCAAUUCGCGGGUGUUCCAAUCCCAGGAUCGUAUCAAUGCCUGGAUGGCCAUUAUUACCGACCAGUCCAAGGCGGACGAUAAGAUUGCCGACGACGCCAGCUCGACGCAUUCUUCCCUGUCACUGAAGCGGGGUGCCACUCGCCCUUAUCUCAAUCUGCCCACUAGCGUGGUUACUGCGGUUGAUGAUUCGCUGCGCAAUGACGAUACUCAUGUCUUGCUGGAAUUGCUCGAAACGCUGAAGGUCACUGCCGAUGAGGCUGGUGACACGGUUUACCCCAGAGUCCUCAGAACCCUGAUCCAGCGCUCCAUUCUCCACCGCUCCCGGGCUGUGUUGGCUCUCCUAUUGAAACGAGUUGAUACACUGGAGGAAGAUGAUGAUAUCAACAAGCGCAAUUGCCUCCACCGUCUGGUUAUCUCCAUUGGCCGUGAGCAGCCUACGAGUGAUUCCGAGCCUGCGGCGUCCAUGGUCCUCAACUUCCCACCGGAAACAACCCGUUACAUUACUCCCGCAGCGCCCCCGACACUUCAGCCUCCCCGAGCUAUAGUAAAGGAAGAGCACAUGUCCCAACAGCUAGGACGGGAUGACUUGACUGUUACUCUGCUUUCCUUUUUGUUGGACUCACUGCGCCCUGAUCAGCGUGAGUCAUUGAUGGCGAAGGACAACGCAGGACGUACCCCUCUGCACUACGCCGCUCAGUACGGUUUCAAGGUCGUGUGUGAGGUAAUCAUUGAACACCUUUCGGAAUGGGAAAUGUUCGACGUCAGCGACGGCAUCGACGGCCCCUUGUGGCAGGAUGACGACGGUUGGGCCCCGCUUCAUCUGAGUGUUGUAGGUGGCCACCCUAAGACUACCCGCUGCCUUUUGGAUUCGGAAAAACGCAACGAGGCUUCGCAAGAAAUUGGCAAGAUCAGAAAACAAAUUUCCAAAUCCAGUGCUGUGUUGGCCCUGGCGACCAAGGCCAACUUCAUCGAUAUUGUGCGGCUCCUCGUUGAUGCCGGGGUGGAUAUCAACUACCAAGACGAGCAGGGAGAGACUGCGCUUCACGUUGCUGCCCGCUUUGGCCAUGAUGAGUGUGCGCAGAUUCUACUCGAGGGCACCAAUCACCAAAAGGCCGACACUGAGUUGGCUGAGGUUACAUACGGUUGGACUCCGCUCUUCAUUGCCUGUGUGGACGGGGCUUUAGAGGUAGCUAAACAGCUGGUUGCCGCUGGCGCAGACCUUGAACGCUUUGAUUCUUCGGGCUGGACAGCGAAGGAGCACGCCGCUCUGCGUGGUCAUCUUGACAUAGCUCGGUGUCUAGCAGAAGUCAGCCCUGGUCCUCCCGCCACUGAGCUUGAACUUUCGAUUCCCACCCCUAAUAUCUCCACCCCCAGCGCCUCUACCCCAAAUCUUACCGGCUCCGAGUCUUCAUCCCCUCCUGCCCAAUCAUCUCUUUUUGAUCGCCGAUCGAAUGCGCCUGGUCCCACCUCCGGGAGCUCUGGCCCACGCAAUGCUGAGCCUAUCAAGACAUUUGGACAUCGGUAUCUCACCAAUGAGACCAUGAUUCUGGUUAGCCUUGGAACAAUGGACAUGCGCAAACCACUUGAAACAGUCAGCCUUGACCGUAUCCCGAUGGAGAACGCCCAUGCUACCCAAUUGGACACAUCUCUGUCCAUGGUGGUUACAGCCAGCGGUGCGCACGGUGAGCCAGAGGUGAUUGACCUGCCUGUACAGGACAAUAUAUCCACUGAGCCCAUUGUCUUCCACACCAGCGAUCCCAGCAAAGUACGUCUGCUUUUCGACCUUGUCCCCACCUAUGCUGGAUCGAAGGAGAAGGUAGUUGGUCGCGGUGUCGCGCUGCUUUCUAGCAUCAAGCCUACUAUCGGAUCCCAUCGAAUCAACCUGAAGGGUGAUUCCACUGUUCCAAUUGUUGCUGCGAAUACCUUGGAGGUAAUCGGGUCCGUGACUUUCAACUUCCUUGUCAUCACUCCAUUCACACACCCCAACAUGUCAAUCACCGGCAACCAGACCUACUGGCGUUCAAUGAGCUCCACGAUGGUUAUCGGUCACCGUGGCCUGGGAAAGAAUAUGGCUAGCCGCAAUUCUCUACAAUUGGGCGAGAACACCAUCCAAUCUUUUAUCGCCGCGGCCAAUCUGGGCGCCUCCUAUGUUGAAUUCGACGUGCAGCUCACCAAAGACCACGUCCCCGUCAUUUACCAUGACUUCCUGGUCAGUGAGACUGGCAUUGAUGCACCUGUCCACACCAUGACACUAGAUCAAUUCCUGGAGUUGGGUAUGGGACGUGGGCAUGGUGGCCAAACCGGUCAGCCAAAGACCAACGGCGAACCACCGGAGCUUGGCCCACGCCAGCGUUCAAUGUCCGUCGGUGGCUCGGAAUACAACCCCGCCGAUCUUACGGAGAAGAUCAAGCACACCCGUGACUUCAAAAAGAAGGGAUUCAAGGGUAAUACCCGCGGAGAGCACAUCCAGGCCCCAUUCGCCACAUUGGAGGAGCUUUUCAAAAAGAUUCCCGAACCUGUCGGUUUCAAUAUUGAACUCAAAUACCCCAUGCUUCACGAGAGCGAGGAAGAGGAAAUGGACACAUAUGCCGUCGAGCUAAACUCAUUCGUCGAUACCAUCUUAACAAUGGUCUACGACUUGGGCGGUACUCGUGACAUGCUGUUCUCAAGCUUCAACCCUGAUGUUUGUCUACUGCUCUCUUUCAAGCAGCCCUCUAUCCCAGUCCUCUUCCUGACCGAUGCCGGUGCCUCCCCGGUCGGUGAUAUCCGCGCCAGCAGCUUGCAGGAGGCUGUCAGAUUUGCGUCACGGUGGAACCUUCUCGGAAUCGUCACUCAGGCCGAGCCUCUCGUCCUCUGUCCCCGACUCGUUCGUAUUGUCAAGGAAUCCGGUCUUGUUUGUGUUUCGUACGGAGCAAUGAACAAUAACAGUGAGCAUGUCGAGCAUCAAGUCGCAGAGGGCAUUGAUGCCGUGAUCGUCGAUUCUGUACUGGGAAUCACGAACGGUCUUAUCCAACGGCAGAACAGGGGCCUCACGCCAGGCCCGUCGCCUAUCCCCUCUGCUAUCAGCGACCAGGCCGCUGAUUCCAGCAAGGGUGCCAUUCGAGUUCCGGUGUUGGAGCCGGUGAAACAAAAUGACAUCUAA
This is a messenger RNA of Penicillium salamii, 3603 nucleotides long. Lineage: Eukaryota; Fungi; Ascomycota; Eurotiomycetes; Eurotiales; Aspergillaceae. The record is from the annotation of a GenBank genome assembly.